AUGGAUAGUUUCAUUGAUGAAGAGUUAAAUUCAGCUGAUGAAAAUGAACCCGUUUUAUUAGAUAUAAGUGAUUUAUUGAAUUUGAAAAGACAAAAAAAAAAAAAUAUAAAAGAGGAACUUAAUUAUGUUCAAAAAGAUUUUAAUUUUCUAAAACCAGUAGAAGAUAAUUAUGAUGACAAUGAAUUCUUAAUAACCGAAAAAGAAAAAACAAGAUUAAAAAAUAAAGAAUACUGUUCAUCAAAAUAUACUAAUUAUUAUUUAAAUAUCGGUUCCAUAUGUAAGAAUUGUUAUAAAAGAACAUGCAAAAAAUUAGGAAACAUUUUCACUCAUAAAAGAAGAGAUGAAAAUUUUUUUAGUUAUUCAAAUACGUUUUCUAGUGAUUGUUUUAAUAUAUUAGCUAACCGUUUAUACUAUUCAAAAAUUACAUCCUAUAUAUAUUUUUUUGUUCUUUUAUUAAAUAUAUUUAUCCUAAUAUAUUGUUUUUUUACAAAAAUACUGAAUAAAUUUGUGGUUUGUUCUGAAAUUUUUGUUAUUUUUAUGUUAUUUAUAGAAGUCUGUCUAAGAUUAAUAACUGAAGGUAGCAAUUAUUUUUAUCAUUUUGAUGGUCUAUUUGAUGUAACAGUUACAAUAAUGUGUUUUUUGCUUCUAAUAAGUAGUGGUGACUUGAAAAUAUUUAAUGAAACUAGCAUAGUUAAAACAAAAAAUAAAGAAAUAGAAGAAAUUAUUUCUCAAAGUUUAACAGUAUUACGAUUUUCAUUUCAAUUAUUUAGAACAAUAACUUUGUUUAUGCAUCAUAAAAGAACAAAAGCACCAAAUGAUAAUAUAGACUUUUCUUUGUUAAAUUUGCCAAAAGAUGAUUUUUGA
Plasmodium gallinaceum is the source of this 864-nucleotide messenger RNA. Its product is annotated as conserved Plasmodium protein, unknown function. Lineage: Eukaryota; Apicomplexa; Aconoidasida; Haemosporida; Plasmodiidae. The coding region runs from base 1 to 864 and encodes 287 amino acids. The record is from RefSeq and is a predicted model, not a curated record. The transcript is spliced from 3 exons.